Molecule: messenger RNA, 1416 nt
Organism: Akanthomyces muscarius
Lineage: Eukaryota; Fungi; Ascomycota; Sordariomycetes; Hypocreales; Cordycipitaceae
Exons: 3
Coding region: 1-1416 (471 amino acids)
Source: RefSeq, a predicted model, not a curated record
AUGGUGGACCAGCUCGUACGGAAAUAUUUCGACGAACUGAAUGUGGUACAUGACUGCGUCGAAGAGACGACAUUUAGAGCAAGCUAUGACUCGUUUUGGAACCGCAAAUGGGGCGACGAUGAUCUCACGUCCGUCGAUUUGCGUUGGCUAAGUUUACUCUUCAUGGUGCUCGCAUUCGCCGUACUUCUGAACAGCUCCCUCGAGGCCACUAUCGAAGCGCAGAGAGACAGCGAAAAAGCCUCUGUGCAAUUUUUCUGGGCGUGCCGAAAGGCAAUUGUGCUGGCGCCUACCUUCACCGGCGAAAGUCCCGAUCUUGUCCGAGCAGGGAUUCUGGCACAGGGGAUGCACAUUGAUGGUGAGACCUGGGGCUUCCCUGCCAAAGUGCUGGAAUCGCGACGCCGUCUCUGGUGCAAAUUUAAGCACUGCACGGAGAUGAAUAUGCGAAAUAUUUGGGUGGACGAUAUGACAUCCGAAGAGGCAGAGUCGGCGACUGAGCAAGCUCUGACGGAACCAACACCAACACUGUACUACAAGUACCAGCAACAACUGUCGGGAAUACUGGGAGACAUCCACGACGAAUGUUAUGGACUAAGUCCAGUGAAUACCUCAUACAGCGCAUACGAAAAGGUACUUAAGCUCGAUUCUGUGUUAACGGAAUGGGCUAGUGCCUUGCCGAGCUAUUUUCAGCUGGAAAAUCCCGACUCAUCCAUGGAUCACGAAAGAUAUUUUCUAUAUUGGCAGAGAAUGUAUCUGCACUCAGCAUAUCAUUUUGCGCGGAUUACUCUGCAUCGAACCUACAUGCUGUUAGAGUCAAUCACGGAUCGAUUUCAGUACAGUCGAGAUGCCUGUAUCAGCUCUGCUUGUGCCGACCUGAAACUCAAGCUAGAGUUUCGGUACAAGACCAUGGCGGACAGGCUCAAGGCUGGUGGGGCCAUGCACAAUCUAUUCAACAGCGCCCUGGUGCUGGGCAUCAUCGCUGUGCGCGAUCCCAUGUCCUCCAGAACGGGUGCGAUCUUGGAGGAUCUGGCCGCCUAUUGCGAAAAGCAAAGAGCGGAUACCUGGGUGAAUGAAUUCGUCCUAAUCGAAGUCAAAGUCAUAGAGCUUUGCAUCUCGACAGCAAAGAAGCUCCGCCGAGAUAACGGCAGCGCGGAACGACGCACUGGGUACGCACCACCGCAAGCCACCGAGUCCAACGUGGAGAUGUCCAGGACGCAGCCUGGAGGUCCCCGAUUCCAGAACGGACUCGUGACCCAGGGACGAAGUGCGAUGGCGGACGAUCCAUCCGCAGAAUGGGAUGCAUCCCUUGCCGGCGAAAGCUGGCUCGAGAACUGGUUUGGCCCAGCCAGGAACUUCUCCGAGCCUAUAGACUAUCAGUUCUGGGAGGACCUGGUGGGAACCAUGGAGGCCCGGCAGUGA